GAAAUCCGCAGAUUGGGAACAUCUCUCGCACUCACGUUGCCAUUCAUGCGAGAUGUUCUCAAUUAACGGAUGAAACGUGCCAUGUGGUUGGAGUGAGGAGUGCUGUAUCAGAAUCAAAUCCGAAUUCAAAUUGAAGUUUGUAGUCUUGUAGAGGAUCCGGGUAAUUCUACACUCUCCCUCCAUGCAGAGGAAGGGUUUUACGCUUGGCGGGAAAAUUCCUGGGGGAAAACCGUUCUUGAUCGGAGCCCUCUGAUUACUCAUCGAUUCAGCCCAACGACAUUGGGGUUAUGAAACUUCAAUAGUUUUUGACCAGUGUGGUAUUUAAAAGCUUAGAGAGGCAGCAAGAUGAUGCAGACACAUCCAUUGGGACAAUUCGCAGGGCAGUACAUCCCCAAUUUGUGUGGUUCAUCCCAUCCAAGUGGAAGUGUCUUACUUCAACAGACAGCAGAAAACCUAGUUGAUCUUUCAAAUGAUUGGCAUAAGGACCCGGGAAUCAAUCACAUGCGUAAAUUUAUGCAAGAGAAAAUUGCUAAAUAUUUCUUGGCGCUACCACAAGCCUAUGAUUGGGGUAAAAGAGUAGACUACGCUGUGAAAUCCAUUGAAUGCAGACUUUUUAAGGAGGCUAUUUCAAAGGAGGAUUAUAUGAACCAGGAUACUCUGGCUCAUAGAAUGCAUGUUUUAAUGAAAACUGCACUAGCUGAUGCUAAACAUAGUCACCAAGUAGUCCAGGGCCAUAGUUCAUCAAACAUCAGUAUGAUCACACCAAGUUCUGUUAUCCCAAAGAGUAGUUGCACUUCAAACUCAACAGAGCCUCUUGUAGAUAACCCCUUGAACACAAGCAGUGGCUCUGGCACUUCAGUAACAGACAACAAUGAUCAUUCUGCUGGUGUCUUUCCUGGACCCUUAUCUUAUGGAUGUAGUGAGGGAUUAGCAGAUAUGAAUUUUCUCUGCAAGCAAGAUAAUAUUCUCUCACCAAUAAAUAAGUUGCAAGAUGCUAGCCAGAUGGUUCCUACUCCUCAAAGGAACCUCCUAAAAAUUUCAUCCACGAAUAGGAGGUCUGGCAUAUUGCAGAGGCUGCCUUCCUAUUAUGGUUUUCCAAAUGAAUCUCCUAGUGUUUGGCAAACAUUUACUGAAAGAAGUAUGGAAUAUAUUGUUGGAGCCAGAGCAGCAUCCAAGACCUCUCUAAAUUUCUAUGGCUGUGGUAAUCUUUCAAAAUCUCUACAACAUCUUGACGAACAGUUUCAGGAUCAACCAAUGCAAGUUUUUGAAGUGAAUGCUAUAGAAGCUUUGGAUUGCGAGAACAACCAAAAAUUUAAUCACCUGGAUUUUGGUCAUACAUAUAAGAAAAGUUCAGCAGAGCUGCCCUUCUCUCUUCUGGCCAAGAUGAAUGGCCAAGUAUCCAGUUCAACAAAUGAGCAUUUACUCAAUUCUCACUACCAGCUGCAAGAGUUUCAGCAAUUACAGGGGCAACUGGAUGCACCAUAUUUACAUUUCAGUCAACCGUUUGAGGUCCAACCACUUUGUGAUCCUGAACUGCAAGUACAGAGGAUAGGUUCAGAUAAUGGCAAAGAUUUUCAACCAGAGGUCCUAGAACAGAAUCCACAUUCUGAGUCUCAAACCAGAUACCAGCAUUCCAUGUCACAAGAACCUAGCAUGAUGGAGACAAAUGCCCGAUAUGAAUCUCAUCAACGAAUAACAGGACAAGAUCCGUCUCAGCAGCCUCAGUUUUCUUCAGAAGAACCUGUUGGGAGACCAGAUAUUGCUUCAGAAAUGUUUGUACUCCCCCAUAGUUCAGAUGUAGCACUUGGAUCUGGGAAUACAUCUGUUGGACUUCAAUACCUUAUGAAACAUAUGCUUCUCUUGUCCUACAUCCAAUAUAUGACUAACUCUAUGCAUGAUGAUAAUGAGAAAGUUCUCUUUAAGAAACUUUUGAUGCAUCUAGACAAGUGCACAGACAGCUUUUGUGCAUGUAUCAUGCUACGUGAGCUGUUGAAUCAUUUCCAUAGUUGUCAUGAUGAUGCCUGUCUCAUUUGUGGGCCUACUAGGUCAUCUACUUCACUUCCACUUAAUCCUGGUUUGGAUAAAUCAAAGAAUGUUCUCCAAAAGACAUAUGAUGAUGGAGAUGCUAGCCAGUCAACUAGUGGCACUUUUGAAGAUAUACAGCGUCCUUCUAAACUCCUCAAAAGAGAGCACCCCUUCUCCCCACUCUUCGGCCAGAAUGUAACAUCUCAAGCAUUGGCUUCUUUUGCAGAUCAGCAUCAUUCUCAAAGUUUUCAGCAAAUGCAUCAAUUGCAUGGUAUGCCUGUAUCUGUUACUGAGGCUAUGGAGGUAAAGAUUGGUAUGCACAUGAAUUUGAUUGUGGACCAUGUAAAUACUAGUGGAACUGAAAAUGGUUAUCUAGAUGACCAUAAAAAAUUGAAUCUUGUUGGUGAUCUUGUAAUUUCUAAAGAAUCUUUUACUAGCAGUAUGCAAGAGGACAUUAAGACCAUGGCCAAGCAGGAAGCUGAACAUGAACUUACUGUUCCAGUAGCUGAUAAUGUGGAAGGAACAAAGUUGGGUAAGACAGAGAUAGAAGGUGUAUCUUUGAUGGAAAUGUUCACUCUGAACCAAAUUAAGGAGCAUAUAUUGAGUCUAAGGCAAUGGGUUGGUCAGAGUAAGACAAAGGCAGAGAAGAAUCAAACAAUGGUGCAUUGUGUGAGUGAAAAUUCAUGCCGGUUGUGUGCAGUGGAGAAGCUUUCAUUUGAGCCGCCACCAUUGUAUUGCUCAUUUUGUGGCGGCCGUAUAAAGCGUAAUUUGAUGUAUUACACUGCAUCAGAUGGCAUCAUGCCAUACACUUUCUGUACCUCAUGCUAUAGUGAAUCUCGAGGCGAAAGUAUCACAGUUGAUGGGUACAAUAUUCCCAAGGCAAGUCUGCAAAAGAAGAAGAAUGAUGAAGUGACUGAAGAAUCAUGGGUUCAAUGCGAUAAAUGUGAAGGUUGGCAACAUCAGAUAUGUGCUCUCUUUAACAGUGAAAGAAACAAGGACGAGAAAGCUGAAUACGUUUGCCCAUAUUGUUUUAUACAAGAGAUGGAAAGUGGAGUCCGCAAACCAUUAGCAGACCAUGCUAUUCUUGGUGCAAAAGAUUUGCCAAGAACCAUGCUUAGUGAUCACAUAGAGGAAAGACUCUUCAAGCGUCUUAAGCAAGAGAGAGAAGAGAGAGCAAAGGUCUUGGGUAAGAAUUUUGAUGAGGUACCUGGAGCAGAAAAUCUCAUUGUCAGAGUGGUUUCAUCUAUUGAGAAGAUAUUGGCAGUGAAGCAGUGUUUUCUAGAUUUCUUUCAUGAAGAAAACUAUCCAGUGGAAUUCCCGUAUAGGUCAAAGGUUAUUCUCUUAUUUCAGAAGAUUGAAGGAGUAGACAUAUGCCUGUUUGGGAUGUGUGUCCAGGAGUUCAGUUCAGAAUGCUAUUACCCCAAUCAACGUUGUGUCUAUCUUGCAUAUCUUGAUUCUGUUAAGUACUUCAGGCCCGAGACAAAAACUGUGACUGGAGAAGCUCUUCGUACCUUUGUUUACCAUGAGAUAUUGAUAGGAUAUCUGGAUUAUUGCAAGAAACGGGGUUUCACUAGCUGCUAUAUAUGGGCUUGCCCGCCUUUGAAAGGAGAAGAUUUUAUUCUAUACUUCCAUCCAGAGAUACAGAAGGUGCCAAAGACUGACAAGCUGCGGGAAUGGUAUUUAAUGAUGCUAAGAAAAGCAGCUGAAGAAAACAUUGUUGUUAGCAUCACUAAUUUAUAUAACCAUUUCUUUGUGCCACCUGGUGAAUGUAAGGCCAAGGUAACAGCUACUCGUUUGCCAUAUUUUGAUGGUGACUUUUGGCCAGGUGCAGCUGAGGAUAUUUUAAGAAAUCUAGAUCUAGAAAAAGGUAUAGGGCACCUACAGAGAAAGGGAAAGAAGUUUGUAUCCAGAAGGGUUCUAAAAGCUAUGCGCCAGACUGAUGUUUCUGGAAGUGCUGCCAAGGAUAUUCUGCUAAUGAAAAAACUUGGUGAAACCAUCUUCCCAAUUAGAGAAGACUUUAUUGUGGUCCAACUGCAGUUAGCUUGCACACACUGCAGUGAUAUGAUAAUAUCUGGAAGGCAAUGGAUAUGCAACCUGUGCAAAAAUUUUCAGCUCUGUGAUAAGAAGGCAUAUAGAGGGCAAAUGAGCUUAACAUUAGAAAGCUGGUUAUUGAGUGCGAUUCAAAAUUGA
Nelumbo nucifera (sacred lotus) is the source of this 4215-nucleotide messenger RNA. Lineage: Eukaryota; Viridiplantae; Streptophyta; Magnoliopsida; Proteales; Nelumbonaceae. The record is from RefSeq and is a predicted model, not a curated record.